AUGACUAAACAACUUUCAACAUUAACCAAACAAUUCAUAUCAAAUAUAGAAACUCAUAAAUUGACUACUGAUGCUAAAAGGAAUUUAAUAUUAUCAAUAUUGAAAAGUACAACUACAAAAAGAGAAGCUAAAAAUUAUUUAAAUAAAUAUCAAUCACAAUUUGAUUUAACCCUGGGAAAUAAUACUCAACGAGAUUUACAAAGAGAAUUAUUCAUUAACAGAUAUUUAAAGAAACAGAAUCCAUUCUUACAAAUAUAUAAUCAUGAUGAGAAAUUAAACAAAAUUCCAUUACGAAUUGCAAUUUUUAAAAUCAAAUUUACGAGCAUUAUAAAUUGGAAAGGUAUUGCCGAAACAUUUGAAAGAUUAAUUAAUCUCGGUAUUUCUCCUAUUAUAUUACUAGAUUAUGAUCAUGUAAAUGAACAAUUUAAAAAGAAGGAGUUGUAUAUGAUAGAUCAAGCAAAUAAAUUAUAUUCAAAUUUGAAAAAUUUAGAAUUACAAGUUUUAAGAUCUAUACUUACUGAGGAUAAAAUAGACUCACUAGAAUCAAUAUUAAUUCCAUUAUAUCAAGGUAUCAUACCCGUCAUACAACCAAUUGUUUAUGAGCCAACCAGUUGUGAUCAAAAAUUUAUAAAAAGUGAUGACUUAUUAUAUAGUCUUUGUUCAUCAUUGAUUGCUAAACGUACUACUAACUUAUUAACUAUUGAAAAAAUUGUCUUUGUCGAUCCAAUGGGUGGUAUACCAUCAAUUGAAAGGUCAAAUGCAAGUCAUGUUUUCAUAAAUUUAUCACAAGAAUAUUCAGAUAUAUUAUCAGAAUUAUAUAUUGGACAUAUAGGACCACUGGAAAGAGAUCUACAUGUGAAUAAUUUGAAUAGUAUGAAUAAGAUCUUGAAUUUUAUAUUUGAUAGUUCGAAGAAUGAUGAAACGACGGGGAUAAUUACCACACCAGAAAUAUUAUCAAUUAAUAAUGAUCAAUUAAAUCCAAUUAUCUAUAAUGUAUUAACUGAUAGACCAAUUAUAUCAUCUUCAUUACCUAGUUCAAACAAGAGAGUACCACAGUUAUCAACUACAAUUAUAAAGAAAGGUCUACCUGUGGAAAUUUACGAUGUGGAUAAUUUCAUAGGUGAUUUCACAUUGGAGAAUGUAUUCAAGGUGGUAGAUAAAGAUAAAUUAGUCGAUUUACUAAAUGAUUCAUUUGGGAAGGAAUUAGAUGUUGAUAAUUACAUCAAAAGAAUUAAUAAAAAUAUUGCAACGAUAGUCAUUGUUGGAGAUUACGACGGUGCUGCAAUUAUAACUUGGGAAUAUGCAAAUGGAGAAAAAGUUGCAUAUCUUGAUAAGUUUGCAAUUGCAAAGAAAAAUCAAGGAUUACCAGGAAUGGCAGAUGUUAUAUUCAAAAUUAUUUUAAGUUCACAUCCACAAGAAUUGAUAUGGAGAUCAAGAAAAGUCAAUCCUGUGAAUAAAUGGUAUUUUGAAAGAUGUGUUGGAUGUAUGAGUAAUGCAGACUCACAAUGGAAGAUAUUUUAUACUGGUGAAAUAUUCGAUAAGAAAAUUAAGAGGAAUAAAAACGGUAAAACUGGAAAAAAUGUGGUAGAUAUAAGUAAGAAGCUAUUACAAUAUAAUGAAAUAUGUGAGAAUAUAGAACCAUCAUUUCAAUAG
Messenger RNA from Insectozyma verbasci, 1653 nucleotides. Lineage: Eukaryota; Fungi; Ascomycota; Pichiomycetes; Serinales; Debaryomycetaceae. The record is from the annotation of a GenBank genome assembly.